UGGUCACGUGACCAAAAUAAUUCUAACCAACUUCCAAAGAAUUGUACGUAGGCUGUCGAUAACAGUGAUAUAUUAUUUGUUUAAACUUGCAUUUUGUAAUAGUAAUGACAAUUUAAGAAAUAAAAAAAUCGUCAUUUUGAUUCAAAGUCAACCCGGUGUUUUGGUAGACAAUAAUUGUCAAUGUAUCCUAAAGCCGGGAGCCCUAGUACUACUUUGGAGUGACGAAUGUCCUAACCUUUAGACCAAAAUCUAGGAACCGUAAUCUGAUGUCGUACUAAACUACGAAAUGUCCACGCCGAUGACUUUAGUGAACACGCCAAGAAUUGGAGACCGUCUUCACCGGCAACAGUCAUUGAAUAGCUAAUAGACGAUGAAAUUAUAGGUAGUCCUUAGGCCUAGGACCCUAUCUUGUUUGCUAGGUACUACUACUACUAGGUAUAUUCACGGUGCCGAUUGGUAGCCAAUGAAUCAAAGUUAUACAGACGCUGGAAACUGUUACUAACACUUGUACUAUCCAGCAGGUGAACACCAAGCCUUUUAAAGCGUCAGAGGAUACUACCUAUAGCUACUACCUAGUAGACUAACAAGAAACAACUUGAAUCCCAGACAUUUUGGUCAAUGCCUGGUCUACCUAGGUGGCUACAACAGAGACAAUGUCUCUUUUUCUCCAGAGUCUGCGAAAUAACAGAUAUCACAGAGUUCUUCAGGUCAAGUGUUACUACUGUUUUGAAGCUCAGUUUUUACGGUGUUUGGGAGGCUCGAAUGUUUUCUGCAGAGUGAACUCGAACUUAAAAGCUUAUAGUAAGAGAAGUUUUGUAUAUAAAACUAAGUAUUGUGUAAAAGCUGAAGAUAGUUUUUGGAAUUCUUCCAUUUUCCAAGGGUCAAACUGUAGACAGUUAAAUGGGGGAUGUUGCCAGUUUGGACUUGGCUCUUUGCCGCCCCAGCAAUAUUACAGUACUAAAAAGAAUAUUGCUUUUUCUAGUGAAGAGGAAAAAAGGUCUCCGAAAACAGAUACUAUUUCUGACAGAGUAACUUGUAGUAGAGUUCCAGGAUCAAGUGAAGGUAAUUCUAAAAAGGAGAUCUCUGUGAGUGACAGUGAUAUUUUAUCUAAGUCAUCAAAUAAUUUGGCUUCAUCAGCUUCAUCAGCUUCAUCGAUGAUUACUCCAGAAACAAUUCUGACAGAUGUUUCGAAGAGCACAAUUGACAGUAAGAUUGGAGAUGAGAAGCUACUGUCAAGGUUGCAAAAGUAUUUACUUUGGAGAUUCACUUGGUAUCUAAAAAGAUUUCAACAGUCAUUAGAGAAUGAGAUGCCAGACACCUUUCACAUGUUUCGUAUUUUUAGCAUUGGACUAAAGGAAUUUGUAUUGGAUUUCAAAGAUUUCAUCAAGGUGCUUAUUAUUAUUAGUAUGCCAGGAUCAACACUACGAUCACUUAGCCGACGAGAAAUUGAAUUGUAUUACAAUAUGCCAGGUGAUAUGUUGAGGGUUUUUCCAAUACUAGUCUUGUCUUCUCUUCCUUUUGGACAGAAUAUUGCAUUUCCUAUUGGUUACUGGUUUCCAAAACACCUUUUGUGCCAUCAUUUUUGGGAUAUAAAGCAACGGCAUGAUUUUGCAUUGGUGGCAUUAAAGAAAAGACUUUUUAAUGCCCGUCCUGUCUUCAGAUCAAUGCAGGCAGCUCUUCUCUCAAUAGAACAGAAAGAAUACCAAGAUAAGUGCAGAGCAGUUUUCUACAAGCUUGGUUCUGGUAUCCAUCCAACCCCUGCAGAAGUUAUUGCUCUGUUACCUCUGUUUCAGGGAUAUCCUUUCCAUCUUCAUCGUAUUAGAACAAUGCAUGUGAACGGAUUAUUGAGAUUGCAUGGAAAGUCAGUGUGGUUUAGAAGAAGACAAGGCUUACAUGACCAUGCUAAGAUGCUUCAUUAUCUGGAUACUGCAAUAUCCAGGGAAGGAAUUGAUUCAUUGAAUUAUGAUCAAUUAAAGUCUAGCCUGUUUCUACGUGGUGUAAACCCAACUAACAUGAGCACGAAAUCUAUGACAGACUUCAUGGAAAGAUGGUUGACUGUGUCUAGAGAAGUAGAUUCAUCUUCCUACUCUUUGCUCCUACAUCUUCCUAUACUUCUUGCUUACAAUCAACCCACAAAUUUUGUGCUUAUUUACUAGUAACUAUUGUGUCCAAUAUGUAUAUUUUUAGGGAAACUUUUUGUAAACUUUUGAUUGAGAGUUUCUCGACCUUGCUUGUGCAUUCUCACAUUUGGAAUACAUUUGCUAAUUCCCUAGACCUCAUCUGCUUGAAAUAAGCCAUUCAUGUUCUUAGAUUUGGUAAAAGUUUACCACAAUGUCAGUUCAUUCAUAAGAAUGAGACUAGUUCAUUUUCAAGUUACAUAUUAUUUUUGUGAAAAGUUAUGACGUGACCUGUAAUUAUACAGCUGUGUAGAAUAUUCAGUUUUGUUUGUAAUUUGGAUACUAUUUCAAAAAGUAAUACUUUCAUCUUA
Molecule: messenger RNA, 2488 nt
Organism: Macrobrachium nipponense
Lineage: Eukaryota; Metazoa; Arthropoda; Malacostraca; Decapoda; Palaemonidae
Product: LETM1 domain-containing protein 1-like
Exons: 7
Coding region: 654-2156 (500 amino acids)
Cellular component (GO): mitochondrial inner membrane
Molecular function (GO): ribosome binding
Source: RefSeq, a predicted model, not a curated record